This is a messenger RNA of Coffea eugenioides, 741 nucleotides long. RefSeq names its product heavy metal-associated isoprenylated plant protein 7-like. NCBI's taxonomy places the organism in Eukaryota, Viridiplantae, Streptophyta, Magnoliopsida, Gentianales, Rubiaceae. The record is from RefSeq and is a predicted model, not a curated record. Gene Ontology annotation, molecular function: metal ion binding. The coding region runs from base 1 to 741 and encodes 246 amino acids. The transcript is spliced from 5 exons.
AUGGGGAAGAGAAAGAACGAGAAGGAUCAGAAUCCAGAAGAGAACAAUUCUUUAGAGACUUCAGAGGUCAAAAGCAAAGAGGAGAAUAUGAGCCCAAAAGGAAAUAUUGUCCUGCAAGUGUAUAUUCAUUGUCCAGGUUGUGAGGAAACUGUGGUCAAGAGCUUGAGGGGCUACGACGGUGUCGAAGGAAUUGAGGUGGAUUCAAAGAAUCAUAUAGUUAUUGUCAAGGGAGAAAAGGCUGAUCCCACGAAGGUGGCAAAGAGGCUCAGGAAAAAAAGCGGCAAAUAUGUUAAGUUGAUCUCACCCAUUCCGCCAAAGGACAAGAAAGAAGAAAAGAAAGAAGAGAAAAGAGAGCCUAAGGGGGUUGAAGUGGUGCUUAAAGUGCACCUGCAUUGCGAAGGCUGUGCCAAGGAUGUUAAGCAUUGCAUCCAUAAGAUGCCUGGAGUACGAACUGUUGAGCCUAAUAUGGAGAAGAAUAUGGUGACUGUAAAGGGAGGAAUUGAACCACAAAAGCUUGUGGAGUUUGUGAAGAAAAGAGCAGGGAAGCAUGCUGAGAUUGAGAUUGUUAAACCAGAAAAGCAAAAACAAAGUGAGGACAAGAAGAAUGGGAAAGAAUGCGAGACUGAGAAGCAUUGCAACAAGAGUGGUGGGAAAGAAUGGUACGCCAAUUUCUGCCCUGAACUUGUCUAUGCCCCUCAAUUGUUCAGCGACGAAAAUCCCAAUGCCUGCUCUAUUAUGUGA